Ogataea parapolymorpha DL-1 is the source of this 1098-nucleotide messenger RNA. Its product is annotated as RNA 3'-terminal phosphate cyclase-like protein. Gene Ontology annotation, molecular function: RNA endonuclease activity. Gene Ontology annotation, biological process: endonucleolytic cleavage of tricistronic rRNA transcript (SSU-rRNA, 5.8S rRNA, LSU-rRNA); ribosome biogenesis. Gene Ontology annotation, cellular component: nucleolus. Lineage: Eukaryota; Fungi; Ascomycota; Pichiomycetes; Pichiales; Pichiaceae. The transcript has a single exon. The record is from RefSeq and is a predicted model, not a curated record. Bases 1 to 1098 code for a protein of 365 amino acids.
AUGUCCUCUCGAUCCAAGAUCAUUACAUUCCAAGGACACAAGAACUUCCGGAACCGUUUAGUGUUUGCUACACUUAGUGGAAAAACAAUAAAAAUUGAAAAAAUCAGAUCUGAUGACCUCAACCCUGGUCUUAAAGACUACGAAAUCUCGCUUCUUAGAUUAAUAGAAAAUGUCACAAAUGGAUCUGUGAUAGAAAUCUCAUAUACUGGUACCACGGUCGUCUACAGGCCCGGUCUCAUAAUAGGCGGUGACUUCGUCCACCAGUGUCCAGAUGGGGUAGCAUGUGGAUAUUUUAUCGAGCCAAUGUUAUGUCUUGCACCAUUUUCCAAGAACAAAUUUUCAAUUUUAUUCAAGGGACUUACUGCUUCCAAGGAGCAUGUUGGCGUGGAUUUCAUUAAAUGGGGACUUCUGCCGGUGAUGGAAAAAUUUGGAGUUCGUGAAGUUGAACUACACACUCUCAAACGUGGCUCCCCUCCGCUGGGAGGUGGUGAAGUCCAUUUAAUUGUCAAUUCGCUCAUUCCGCAACCUGUCACCAUUCAUGUCCUUGAUUAUCAGAAAAUAUCAGCAAUUAGAGGCAUUGCUUAUUGCACGAGAGUCUCGCCGUCUGUGGCUAAUAGACUGGUAGAUUCCGCUCGAAGUGUGCUCAAGGCCACAGGUUGCGAGGUGAAUAUUACCACAGAUGUUUGCCGUGGUGAGAUCGCGGGGAAAUCGCCGGGAUUCGGACUCACUUUGUUCACCGAGUCCAAAAAGAUACCUUUCAGAUAUGUGGUGGAGGAUAUAGGCACUGGAGGCGAAACACCAGAGGAUGUUGGAGAACGUGUUGCAUUGAGUUUACUGGAACAAAUUGAUACCAGCGGAUGCCUAGGACGGAAUCAGCUUGAGUUGGCCUUUCUGUACAUGGUCAUUGGUAAGGAGGAUAUUGGACGAUUACUCAUAAACAAAGCUCAAUUCGACGAGCAACUGGUCGUUUUCUUGAGAGACAUCAAAACGGUCUUUGGUACCCAAUUUUAUUUCAAACAAAGCGACGAGUUCCAAAAUUCCAUGUACGCAACCGUCAAAGGUACCGGUUUCAUAAACGCAUCCAAGAAGAUCGCAUAA